UUCUUCACCUUCUCUGCAAAAAAUUAAAAUAAAAUAAAAAAAUGUUAGUCCCCCUCCAUUGGAGAAAUGCAUUGAUUCCUGGGAAUUGGUGAUCUGAUUAACAGACACAGAAAAGAUUGAAAAUUUGUGAGAGUGAGAGUUAAAGAAGAAACCCCUUUUGUCGAAGAGAAGAAUAUAUAUAUAUAUAUAUCAUCAUGUCAACAGAUCCUCCUCCUUUCCAAGAAGCAGCACGAUGUGUUGUCUGCAGUUGCAGUUUCAAUACCUUCAGGAGAAGGCAUCAUUGUCGAUCCUGCGGGAGAACAUUGUGCAAUGAACAUUCAUCAGAUCAAAUGGCGUUACCACAAUUUGGAAUAUACUCAGAUGUCCGAGUAUGUGCUGAUUGUUUCAACAAUUCAGGAACUAGGAAGGAUGUCCCACAGGCUUCUUCGGAUGGUGUAAACAGUGUAACAGACACAAUUUCUAAAUUAGAUAUUGAUGCAAAUGUUGAUUCACAAACCAUACCAACUGCAGGGAAUAAGCUUGUAUCAGGCAUUAAAGAGUGUAAGUGUGGAAUGCCUCUUUGCAUCUGUGAAGCUCCUACCCCUUCCUCUGCUGUAAUCCCCCAGCAGAAGAGAUCCAAUCCAGUCAUUACAGCUCCACCAAAUCCUAAACCCAAGAAGACAGAUACUGUUCCAAGAAAUAGAAGCUCCGGUUCAUCCAGCAAGUUUAGUUCUACGUUUAACCGUGGUCAUGCAACCAAUGGUACCUCAGACAAACCCCAGAUUGAUUAUGAAGCUAAUGGAGAGGGUUUAAGAGAAGCAAUAAAAAAUGGUGAUGUUGCUGCUGUCAAGAAACUUCUUAAUGAGGGUGUGGAUGCAAAUUACAGGGACAAGCAAGGAAUGUCUUUAUUGCAUUUGGCUUCAGUAUUCAAUCAAACUGAUAUAGUUUUCAUUCUCAUGGAUUCGGGGGCAAGUCUGGGAUACAAAAAUGCACAAGGAGAAACACCUUUAGAUUGUGCUCCAGCUACUUUGCAAUACAAAAUGCGAAAGAAGAUGGAAGAAGGCGGAGCAAUGAACCAAAGCAUUUGAAUAAUAUUUAUGCUUGUAUUUGUAAUCUUCUUAUGCGGUGCCGCUUCAAAUAUUACCAAUGUCUAGAAGUUCUCUUUUAGCAGAACAAAAGUUUUCCACUUUUAUUUAAUUGUGACAUCUUGAGACCUAUGUAAGACACGUCUUUGCCAGAUAGCAAUAAUAUCCAGGUUGUAAAA
Messenger RNA from Gastrolobium bilobum, 1243 nucleotides. RefSeq lists its product as uncharacterized. Gene Ontology annotation, cellular component: ESCRT-0 complex. NCBI's taxonomy places the organism in Eukaryota, Viridiplantae, Streptophyta, Magnoliopsida, Fabales, Fabaceae. Gene Ontology annotation, molecular function: ubiquitin binding; metal ion binding; phosphatidylinositol-3-phosphate binding. The transcript is spliced from 10 exons. Gene Ontology annotation, biological process: protein targeting to vacuole; protein transport to vacuole involved in ubiquitin-dependent protein catabolic process via the multivesicular body sorting pathway. The record is from RefSeq and is a predicted model, not a curated record. The coding region runs from base 195 to 1067 and encodes 290 amino acids.